Molecule: messenger RNA, 1091 nt
Organism: Psammomys obesus (fat sand rat)
Lineage: Eukaryota; Metazoa; Chordata; Mammalia; Rodentia; Muridae
Gene: Hes7
Product: hes family bHLH transcription factor 7
Exons: 6
Biological process (GO): regulation of transcription by RNA polymerase II; anterior/posterior pattern specification; regulation of neurogenesis
Cellular component (GO): nucleus
Molecular function (GO): protein dimerization activity; DNA-binding transcription factor activity, RNA polymerase II-specific; RNA polymerase II cis-regulatory region sequence-specific DNA binding
Source: RefSeq, a predicted model, not a curated record
GCACCCAGAAGACGGGGAGCCGCCCGGCCCAGGCCCUUGGACCUGGGGAAUUGCGCUGCAGAGAGCAGAAGACGAGGAGAGCGAGGAGAGCCUGGCCCCGCGGAGUCAGGGACCAAGUCCGGAGCUUCCAAGCCGGCCUCAGAAGCAGAAUGCUGCAUUUCAGUUUGGGUCAAAAUAUUUAAGCCAAAAAAUAUCAGAGCUGCUUGCUUAACUUGUAGUGUGGUCAAUUUUAGUUUCCCCUAGAUGUGGGCUGGGAAAGAAAAAGGGACCGUACCGUCGUGCAUUGGCCGGGAAUCGAACCCGGGCCUCCCGCGUGGCAGGCGAGAAUUCUACCACUGAACCACCAAUGCAGGCGGGGAGGAAGCUUCCAACGCACGCAUCUGAGUGUGUCGGCCGCGGAGGCACGCCUGCUCGGAGCUCCACGUGUGGAAGAAGGCGGCGUAGGCCCGUAGAGGUGGGAGGAGCGCCGGGCUGUUCCUUCUCGCCCUCGGAUCCGGCCACCGGGCCAUAAAGUCAUUCCAUAUGGCCAGGGGCGGCCCCACACCCGGGUGCAAACUGCCCCGGGCCCCGAGCCUCACGUGCAGGCACUUGGGGUGAAGUCUCCGGGCGGCGGCGGCCCCCCGCGGAGGGCCGUGCUCGCGGUUUGAGGGUCCGAGGAGCAAUGGUCACCCGGGAUCGAGCUGAGAAUAGGGACGGCCCCAAGAUGCUGAAGCCGCUGGUGGAGAAGCGGCGCCGCGACCGCAUCAACCGCAGCCUGGAGGAGCUGAGGCUGCUGCUACUGGAGAGGACCAGGGACCAGAACCUCCGGAACCCGAAGCUGGAGAAAGCCGAGAUCCUGGAGUUCGCCGUGGGCUACCUGAGGGAGCGCAGCCGCGUGGAGCCCCCGGGGCGCCCCCGGUCCCCGGGCCAGGACGCCGAGGCGCUCGCCAGCUGCUACCUGUCCGGCUUCCGCGAGUGCCUGCUCCGCCUGGCGGCCUUCGCGCACGACGCCAGCCCGGCCGCCCGCGCCCAGCUCUUCUCCGCGCUGCACGCCUCCCGGCGCCCCAAGGCGCCCCGGCCCGAGGCCGCCGACCCGGGGCUGCCCGCGCCGC